CUUGGAAUUUUAGAAAGGCGGUGUAGUGACAUUCAAACAGCUGAUGUUUAUUUUGAAAUUUCUCCAAAUAACUAAAAGGAAAAGGCAUUAAUGGAAAUCGCUAAUGCCGUUGGGACUUCAUCUGGGGUUCCGCGCAACACUCGAAUAGUGGAAGGCGUGGGGGCCCGUGUAAUCAGAGGUCCCGAUUGGAAAUGGGGCAAGCAGGAUGGAGGAGAGGGUCAUGUGGGAACUGUAAGAAACUUUGAAUCUCUUGACGAAGUGGUGGUCGUCUGGGACAAUGGAACUGCUGCAAACUACCGUUGCUCGGGUCAAUAUGAUUUACGGAUUCUGGAUAGUGCCCCGACGGGGAUAAAGCACGAGGGCACCAUGUGCGAUACUUGCAGACAGCAACCAAUAUUCGGUAUCCGAUGGAAAUGCGCAGAGUGUGGCAACUAUGAUCUUUGUUCCGUUUGCUAUCAUGGCGAUAAGCAUCAGCUCCGACAUCGAUUCUACCGCAUCACUACACCCGGUGGAGAACGCUUUUAUCUAGAGCCAAGACGUAAAACAAAGAAGAUUGCUAUUCGUGGUAUAUUUCCCGGAGCUCGGGUAGUGCGCGGUGUCGAUUGGCAAUGGGAAGAUCAGGACGGCGGUAACGGACGUCGCGGCAAAGUGCAAGAAGUGCAGGAUUGGUCAGCGACAAGUCCUAGAUCAGCAGCUUAUGUAGUCUGGGAUAAUGGGUCAAAAAAUUUGUAUCGAGUGGGAUUUGAAGGUAUGGCCGACUUGAAAGUUGUAAAUGACGCCAAAGGCCAGAAUGUGUAUCGAGAUCACUUGCCGUGCUUAGGAGAGCAAGGUCCCAGUCCCAGACCCAUGGGACUGAAAAUAGGAGAUCAAGUAAAUGUUGACCUAGAACUUGAAAUAGUCCAGUCUCUACAACAUGGUCAUGGAGGCUGGACCGAUGGCAUGUUUGAAUGCUUAAGCAGUAUCGGUACUGUAGUAGGCAUUGAUGAAGAUCAUGAUAUAGUUGUAGCGUACAGCAGCGGUAAUCGCUGGACAUUUAAUCCUGCAGUUCUAACAAAAGUGGCUACCCCCACCAAUUCUGCUGGAUUUAAUGAGACACCUCAGCAACAAUUUGCCGUUGGAGAUGUGGUUCAGAUUUGUUCGGACAUGGAGAGGGUAAAAAUGCUGCAGAGGGGUCAUGGAGACUGGGCCGAUGGGAUGGCUGCGACCCUGGGCAAGGUGGGCCAUGUUCAGCAAAUCUACAAUGAUAAUGAUCUGAAAGUGGAAGUCUGUAACACUACCUGGACGUAUAAUCCGUUAGCUGUCACUAAACUCGCUAGCAAGGAUGGUACAAUGCACGGAACCACUAGCGGCGAGCGCCUCAGCGCUUUGCUGAAGAAACUUUUCGAGACCCACGUUUCAGGCGACGUGAACGAGGAGCUGGUAAAGUCUGCUGCUAAUGGAGAUUCCCAAAAGUGCGAGGAAGUCUUGAAGCAGAGCAACGGCCCCGGGACUAGUAUGGGGCCUGACGUCAAUGGAGUUUUUGCCGGUCACACGGCGUUGCAAGCGGCCAGUCAAAACGGCCACCUCGAAGUCAUCACCGUUUUGCUACGAUUUCAUGCCGACGUCGAAAUCGAAGACAAAGACGGCGACCGGGCAGUUCACCACGCCGCGUUUGGUGACGAGCCGGCGGUGGUGCAACUCUUGGCCCACGCGGGGGCCGAUUUGAAUGCCCGCAACAAACGGAGGCAGACCGCCCUACACAUAGGAGUGAACAAGGGCCACAUAGGUGUGGUGAAGAUGCUACUCGAUUUGGCUUGUCAUCCCAGUUUGCAGGACUUGGAAGGUGAUACUCCUCUCCACGACGCCAUAUCGAAGAAACGCGACGACAUGCUGACUUUGUUAUUGGACCACACCGCCGACAUAACACUGACCAAUAAUAAUGGUUUCAAUGCACUUCAUCAUGCCGCUCUGCGUGGUAAUCCAAGGUAAGCCCGUUAUCGCAACCUAAAU
Molecule: messenger RNA, 1989 nt
Organism: Cylas formicarius (sweet potato weevil)
Lineage: Eukaryota; Metazoa; Arthropoda; Insecta; Coleoptera; Brentidae
Gene: mib1
Product: E3 ubiquitin-protein ligase mind-bomb
Exons: 7
Coding region: 91-1968 (625 amino acids)
Biological process (GO): protein ubiquitination
Cellular component (GO): cytoplasm
Molecular function (GO): protein binding; zinc ion binding; ubiquitin-protein transferase activity
Source: RefSeq, a predicted model, not a curated record